AUGGGUAUGGCGUUAGGGUUGGGGACGAAAAGGAAAAGUGAAAAAAUUCAGAAUCGUGCUGAAAAUAACAUUUUACCAUUUAUUUUCAUUGGAAAACUAAUUUUAAUAUUUUUUUCUGACAGGUAUUCUCCCAUUGGAAUCAUGUUUUUGAUUAUAGGAAACAUCAUGGAUAUUGAAGACUUGGCUGUUACUGCCCAGCAGCUAGGCUUAUAUAUGUUAACUGUCAUCGUUGGUGGUCUCCUUAUACAUGGUAUUAUAACAUUGCCAGGAAUAUAUUUUCUUAUCACGCGAAAAAACCCAUGGACAUUCUUCAAAGGUAUGCUUCAAGCUUGGGUGACAGCGCUUGGUACGGCAUCUAGUGCUGCUACGCUGCCUAUCACGUUCAAGUGUCUGGAGGAAAACAACAAUAUCGAUUGUCGGGUUACGAGGUUUGUUCUACCAGUCGGAGCAACAGUUAAUAUGGAUGGCACUGCUCUGUACGAAGCUGUCGCCGCGUUGUUCAUCGCCCAAAUGAACGGUAUCGACUUGUCUGCCGGAGAAAUUAUCACAGUGAGCUUAACUGCCACUGCUGCCAGUAUCGGAGCUGCCAGUGUGCCAAGUGCUGGUUUAGUGACAAUGUUGUUGGUUCUUACUGCUGUUAAACUACCGACUCAGGACAUUUCUAUGAUCCUUGCUGUCGACUGGCUCCUGUGA
Molecule: messenger RNA, 693 nt
Organism: Stegodyphus dumicola
Lineage: Eukaryota; Metazoa; Arthropoda; Arachnida; Araneae; Eresidae
Product: excitatory amino acid transporter 2-like
Biological process (GO): L-glutamate transmembrane transport
Cellular component (GO): plasma membrane
Molecular function (GO): neutral L-amino acid transmembrane transporter activity; L-glutamate transmembrane transporter activity; glutamate:sodium symporter activity
Source: RefSeq, a predicted model, not a curated record